AUGUUGUGUUCUCAUGUUGUGUUCUCAUAUUCCAAUCUGUUUAUUCUUGUACUAACUUCAGCCCUUGCUAGAGCUACGCCUAGAUUCUCUCCUCUCCUUGUGAGACACCUGUCCACAAUCAAGGUCAGCCAUGAGCAGGAACAAGAGCUUCUUGUUGCUCAAAGAAAAAACAGACCAGUGUCUCCUCACUUGGACAUCUAUAAGCCCCAGCUCACCUGGUUGUUGUCUGGUCUUCACAGACUCACCGGUGUAGGUAUGGCAGGUGCCUUUUACGGUUUGACCGUCACUUACGCGGCCACUUCCUUGUUGUCCGUUCCAUUUGACUCGGCUUCCAUCGUUACUGCAUUUGCUUCGUUGCCUUUUGCCGCCAAACUUGGUGCUAAAAUCGCAAUGGCAUACCCUUUUGCUUUCCAUUUCUUCAAUGGUAUCAGACACUUGGUGUGGGAUUUUGGAAAGGAAUUGACCAUUCCUGGUGUCUACAGAACAGGAUACCUCGUGUUGGCCGGUACUGCUUUGCUCGGUAGUUACUUUGCCUUUUUCUAG
Clavispora lusitaniae ATCC 42720 is the source of this 543-nucleotide messenger RNA. Its product is annotated as succinate dehydrogenase cytochrome b subunit SDH3. Gene Ontology annotation, biological process: tricarboxylic acid cycle; mitochondrial electron transport, succinate to ubiquinone. The record is from RefSeq and is a predicted model, not a curated record. Gene Ontology annotation, cellular component: membrane. Lineage: Eukaryota; Fungi; Ascomycota; Pichiomycetes; Serinales; Metschnikowiaceae. Gene Ontology annotation, molecular function: electron transfer activity; oxidoreductase activity, acting on the CH-CH group of donors.